Molecule: messenger RNA, 1410 nt
Organism: Rubroshorea leprosula
Lineage: Eukaryota; Viridiplantae; Streptophyta; Magnoliopsida; Malvales; Dipterocarpaceae
Source: the annotation of a GenBank genome assembly
ACACUAAAUGGAGUGAAGAACAUUGAGGCCACUACCAAGCCGAUGUUAGGGGUGCAGGUGACUGAGCUAGAUGAUGGCAUCUUCAUUGGUUGCACUGUCAACCAUUCUGUCACGGAUGGCACGUCAUUUUGGCAUUUCCUCAAUUCUUGGUCCGAAAUUUCUAGAGGUGCUGUUGAUUUAUCUAAACAUCCUGUUUUUGAACGUUCGUAUCUUAAAGAUCACACUGAUGGUCCCGUUCGCAUCCCAAAUUCACAACUCAAACAAAUCCACGAUGAGCACAUUCCGUUACCUUUGGAUGAAAACGUCCUCCAUUUCACGAGGGAAAGUAUUGCAAAACUCAAAGCAAAAGCCAAUGCUGAGGUUGGUUCUAACAAGAUCUCUUCUCUCCAAGCAGUCUUAGCUCAUGUUUGGCGAUCUGUUUACCGCACGAAACAACUUGACCCCAAUGAAGAGAUUUCUCAUGGACUGGCGUUUAGCGUAAGACCAAGAUUACGAUCCAUGCCACAAGAAUACUUUGGAAAUGCUGUGCAAUUUGGGGCAAAAGCCAAUGCUGAGGUUGGUUCUAACAAGAUCUCUUCUCUCCAAGCAGUCUUAGCUCAUGUUUGGCGAUCUGUUUACCGCACGAAACAACUUGACCCCAAUGAAGAGAUUUCUCAUGGACUGGCGUUUAGCGUAAGACCAAGAUUACGAUCCAUGCCACAAGAAUACUUUGGAAAUGCUGUGCAAUUUGGGGGUCUGACACUGAAGGCGAGGGAAUUACUAGAGGGAGGACUUGGUAACGUGGCGUUGCAAAUGAACAGAACGGUUGCUGCACAAACUGAAGAAACUAUGAGCAAUUUCCUCAGGUCAUGGCCAAAAAGCCCUGUGUUAAUCACGCCGGGCAUGGUCAACGCAGUAAAUGGCUUGUUCGGAAUUGGUUCACACCGAUAUGAUGCAUAUGGAAAUGAUUUUGGAUGGGGAAGGCCAAUUGCAUUACGAAGCGGAUCAGGGAACAAGUUGAAUGGGAUGAUGGUAGUGUGCCCUGGGGUCGAAGAUGGAAGUAUUGAAAUCGAAGCUUGCCUUCCGCCCGAGACAUUGCAUGCCUUGGUCAAUGAUCAAGAUUUCGUGGGUGCUGAUGAUCAUGAGUUCCAUGCUCUGGAGAUGGUGGGUUGAUCUUUGGUCGAGUGGAAGUCAGCCGGCCUGCUUGGUGUUUGAAGCAACCCAACUCCUUUCUCGUUUCUCCUUCCCCUCACCCUUAACUAGUAGGUUUUUUGUUUUAAGAUUUCGUAGGUGCUGUAGUUAUCUACUUACUAGUUUUUAUGCAAAAAUGUUGCCUAUACAGGUCUUUGUUUAAUUUUUGCAUGCAUGGUUGUAAUAAGAUUACGUUGCAUGCUCGUGUUGUACUUGUAACAAUAUACGGUUGUCUUUUAU